Molecule: messenger RNA, 592 nt
Organism: Phycodurus eques (leafy seadragon)
Lineage: Eukaryota; Metazoa; Chordata; Actinopteri; Syngnathiformes; Syngnathidae
Gene: rps11
Product: ribosomal protein S11
Exons: 5
Coding region: 53-538 (161 amino acids)
Biological process (GO): translation
Cellular component (GO): ribosome; cytosolic small ribosomal subunit
Molecular function (GO): structural constituent of ribosome
Source: RefSeq, a predicted model, not a curated record
CUUCCGUUCGCGGCGUGCAAGCUCCGAUCUCUUUACAACUCGGCUAGCCAAGAUGGCGGAUGCACAAACCGAGAGGGCUUAUCAGAAGCAGCCUACCAUCUUCCAGAACAAGAAGCGUGUUCUGGUCCCAGAAGGCGGCAAGGAGAGCAAAGAAAAGCUACCCCGUUACCACAAAAGUGUCGGGCUGGGCUUCAAAACCCCAAGAGAAGCUAUUGAAGGCACUUACAUUGACAAGAAAUGCCCAUUCACUGGAAACGUCUCCAUCCGUGGCCGCAUCCUCUCUGGCGUGGUGACCAAAAUGAAGAUGCAGAGGACCAUCGUCAUCAGACGAGACUACCUGCAUUACAUCCGCAAGUACAACCGCUUUGAGAAGAGGCACAAGAACCUGUCUGUACAUCUGUCGCCAUGCUUCAGGGACGUGUCGGUCGGAGACAUCGUGACGGUUGGAGAGUGCCGACCGCUCAGCAAGACGGUGAGGUUCAACGUCCUCAAGGUGACAAAGGCGGCUGGAGCCAAGAAGCAGUUUCAGAAGUUUUAGGAACGCCAGGAGAAACAAGUCACCCUCAAAUAAACAAACUGUUGUUUAAAUCAA